AUGUACGAUUUCUUCUGCGGCUUAACAGCUGUCGCCUACGACACGACCGUUAAGGAAGAUUUUUGGUUGGGGAAUGGGCUCUCGUACCACUCAAGCCUUUUUGGCGGGUUCGUGCAAACUCUUGAGAAGCUGGUUGCUGGUACAGCUGCGGCCUUCGCAACUUUCGCCAAACAUAUACCAAGGGACAAAAUACCGCAGCUGGACACCUUAGGCAAUCAAUACCACAAUGUUAGCUCUCCCAGUCCACGAAUCAGAGGAUACAAAUGCUCGCCUAUUGCUCGCUAUUACAGCUAUCUUGGAGGUCCUCUGCGUCUUUCAAUCAACACAGUACAUUCCUCCAAUUCAAACCUCAAGAUUAAACUUAUCCCGUUUUAUGCGGGAGCGACGGCUGUUAAGAAAUUUUCCGCCUCCACUCGAAGCUUGUCAGAUUUUGAAUCCGGUUCAGACACCAGCAGGGGUGGUUGUAGUGGUACCACGUUGUCCAUGCGAGGAGUGUCUUUUUCUCCGUGA
Molecule: messenger RNA, 510 nt
Organism: Macroventuria anomochaeta
Lineage: Eukaryota; Fungi; Ascomycota; Dothideomycetes; Pleosporales; Didymellaceae
Exons: 3
Coding region: 1-510 (169 amino acids)
Source: RefSeq, a predicted model, not a curated record